This is a messenger RNA of Leptosomus discolor (cuckoo roller), 2139 nucleotides long. RefSeq names its product centrosomal protein 63 (gene CEP63). Gene Ontology annotation, cellular component: centriole. NCBI's taxonomy places the organism in Eukaryota, Metazoa, Chordata, Aves, Leptosomiformes, Leptosomidae. Gene Ontology annotation, biological process: de novo centriole assembly involved in multi-ciliated epithelial cell differentiation; centriole replication. The record is from RefSeq and is a predicted model, not a curated record.
AUGGAGGCUUUGCUGGAAGGAAUGCAAAGAGAUGGGCAGGGGAGCGGUGGGUUCUUGACUUCCUGUGAGGCUGAGCUGCAGGAGCUGAUGAAGCAGAUAGACAUUAUGGUGGCUCACAAGAAAUCUGAAUGGGAAGGACAGACACAGGCUUUGGAAGCUUGCCUGAGUGUUCGAGAGAAGGAACUUUCCUCUGCCAGGGCUGCUUUGCAGGAAAAAUAUGAGGAGGUUGCCACAUUGCGUCACCAGGUAGAAGACAUAGAAAAAGCCAAACAGGACAUGGUUAGAGAAUAUGAACAACAGCUGAAGAAAUUUCAAGAGGAGUUGUCGAGGCUGAGGAGGAGCUAUGAGAAGCUGCAGAAGAAACAACCAAGAGAACCUAGAGGAGAAGCUAACAAGAAACAAGGGGAGGACCACUUUGAAAUGAGCCGACUGACUAGUAAGCUGGAGGAGUUCCGUCAAAAAUCACUUGACUGGGAGAAACAGCGCUUGCUUUACCAGCAGCAGGUGGCAUCACUGGAAGCACAGAGGAAGGCUUUGGCUGAGCAGUCUGAGCUCAUUCAGACUCAGCUUGCAAAUCGGAAGCAGAUUCUGGAGUCGGUGGAGCUGGCCAGCCGAUCGGAAAUCCAGCAUUUAACGAGCAAGCUGGAGAGGGCCAAUGCUGCUAUCUGUGCCAAGGAGAUGGAGGUGGAGAGGCUUAACAUGACAGUCGAUGACCUGACUAAACACAAUCAGAUGAUUCUGGAAGAUCAGCAAAGAGUUCAAGAAGAAUUAAGGCAAUCCAAGAAAAUGUUAGAGGUGCUACGGGAUGAGAAGAUGGAACUUCGAGCCACCUUGCGGUCUCAGGAAGAUUUCAUCGACAGCUCCAAGCUGCACCACGAACAGUUACAGAAACAGCUGGCCAGGGUGACUGAAACUCUUCGCACCAAAGAAGUCCUCAUCAGGGCCUUGGAAGAAUGCCAGCAAGAGAAACAAUUGUCUUCUCCGGGGCUGGAGCUGGAGCAUAUGCUACUGCAGCUGGAUGUUGCCCAGAAGAAGGAACAGUACUUACAGUCAGAGGUUACCCAUCUUGAGAACAGUUUUACAUUUGUAAAUGCAAGGUGUGUACAGCUGAGUGAAGAGCUGGAUGAAAGUAUCAAAGAGCUGCAGUCAAUGGAAGAAUGCUAUACUGAGUCAAAGGCAGAGAUUAAAAAGCUGAAAGAGCAGCUCUCUCAAGCUGAACAAACUCACAGCAGUGAGCUAGAAGGGAUGAAAAGGGAAAUCUUCAGGUUGAUACAAGAGUUACACCAGCGGGACAUCACAAUUGCAUCUGCCAGUGGCUCCACAUCAGAACUAGAACAACGGCUGAGAACAGAGAUUGAAAGAGCAGAGAGGAAAGCGGUGGAGCACAGGGUAAUUCUGGUCCAGCUGGAAACCUUGAGGCUGGAGAAUCGUCAUCUCUCAGAGAUGCUGGAAAAAACGGAGUGUGGUAUGCUAGAGGGAAAAGAUGUCACCCUAAGAGCACUCAGUGAAGACUAUGCUGUUGAGCUAAAUAAAUUAAAAUCUGAGAACCAGCAGUUGUGGAAGGAUCUAGCAGAGGCCAGAGCAAAACUGGAGCUCGCUCAGCAGGACUGCCAGGAUGAUCCUAAGGGCACUGCUCAGCAGAUGCAAGAUGAGGAGCCUGAGGCCAAGGGUGUGCAGUACAGGACAACUCAGGAAGCACAGCACAAACAUGAUGAAAAAGCAGAGAGAAUAUGUCAGAAGCCUGAUGGGACGGUUCCGCAUCAAGUCCCAGAGAUGGGGGGUGCUGAAACAGGAACUGUGACCCCUGAGACGGGUGAGCUACCCACCCAAACCAGCAGGAAGAACUGCAUGGAGUCACUUGCUUUGGGUGCCUUGCUGGGAAUGGAUUCUUUGGUCCCUGUGCUGGAUGGAAACAAAAAUUUCGCGGAUGAAGCAUCUGAACAGUCCAUCUCAGAUCAUCAGAGAGAAUCUGUGCCUUUGUGCCCCCUGCCUACAGCUUCAGUUGGAUUGAUAGCUGCACGGUACUUGGAAGAGGAAGAACUGAGGUCCCAGCACGUCAUGGAGUGCCUAAAUGCUCACAUUGAGGAACUGAAAAAAGAGAGUGAAAAGAUAGUGAGACAGUUUGGACACCAGGAGUAA